Solea solea (common sole) is the source of this 6214-nucleotide messenger RNA. It is a transcript of the gene ubtd1b, whose product is annotated as ubiquitin domain containing 1b. Gene Ontology annotation, molecular function: protein binding. The record is from RefSeq and is a predicted model, not a curated record. Lineage: Eukaryota; Metazoa; Chordata; Actinopteri; Pleuronectiformes; Soleidae. The transcript has 4 exons. Bases 708 to 1427 code for a protein of 239 amino acids.
CUCCGCUAGUCACCUCUCAUCAGCGGAGAGGGAAGUAACGUUUUUGAGGGGAUUUAAAGACUUAAAAAAAAAAAAGAAAACUGGAGACGACGUUAGUAACUGAAGUGACACAUGGAGGACGGUGGGGAACUGUAACUACACCCACCACGUCUGGUGUCGGAAUCUCGCCGCGCAGGGAGAUGUUCACGAGUGUGCGGAAGUUUGUGUUUACUGAUGUUGUGUUAGCUGGCAGCUAGCUGACUGGCCCUGUUAGCCUGUUAGCGAGGAAGGUGCGCGCGCCUGGACGUUAUAUGUUCAACUUAACGGUGGAGUGAGACAGCAGACAUGUCCCCUUCUGGUUGUAUUAGAACAUUAUAUAUACAUUUUAAAAAAAGUCAGGUAGAUGUUACGGUAAGCUGUUAGCUCCAACAAGAAACUCUUUGUAACGUUGGCCAGGACCUUUAAAUCUCGUGGGAUCGAGUGAAACCCCAGCAACUUAUUCUGAUUCAGGGAAGAGGAAAACCCACGUCCACAUCCACGAGUCACGACCCGCAGGUUCACUUCAGAGCUGCGCCGUCAGUCGUUUCAUCGUCACGGAUGACAGGCUCGUAACUGUGGAGACCCUUGCACAGUCCUCACUAACCGGACCUAGUUCACCGUCCCCGUCUGUGAUGGACCCCCGGUUCAGCUGGUGAGACGCGUGGACACGGACCAGAAGAAGCCAGACCAUGGGAGGAUGCGUGGGGAGAUACUGGGAGGGCUGGGAUGACACACAGAGCCGAGGCUCUUCCAGGAACGGCGGGCGAGGAGGACGCAAUGAGCCUCUAAAGAAAGACCGGCCCAAAUGGAAGAGUGACUACCCGAUGACGGAGGGACAGCUACGGAGCAAGAGGGAUGAGUUCUGGGACACGGCUCCAGCAUUCGAGGGCCGCAAAGAGAUCUGGGACGCGCUGAAAGCCGCUGCUGUGGCACUGGAGUGUAACGACCACGAGCUGGCGCAGGCCAUCGUGGACGGAGCCAGUAUCACACUGCCACAUGGUACUCUUGCAGAGUGUUACGAUGAACUCGGGAACCGCUACCAGCUGCCUGUUUACUGCCUGGCUCCGCCCGUCAACCUCAUCUCGGAACGCAGCGACGAGGACCCCAGUGACAGUCCGGAACCCCCUGUAGCACCCAAAAAGGAAUUCCAGCUCAAGGUACGACUGUCAUCAGGUAAGGACCUGCGCCUCAGUGCCAGCAUGGCUGACACCAUAGGGCUGCUGAAGAAGCAGCUGCAGGCCCAGGAAGACAUCGACACCACCCACCAGCGCUGGUUCUUCUCUGGCAAGCUGCUCACGGACAAGACGCGGCUGCAGGACGCUAAGAUCCAGAAGGACUUUGUCAUUCAGGUCAUCGUCAACCCGCAGGCCCUGCAAGACCCCAAGCUGUCACCAGCCUUGUCUGAAUAAAUGAGAAUCAACAGGAGUCCAAGUCAACAGGACAAGUGAAGGGAGGACGGAUGGGGUGGCAGACACUAAAGGACCAGAGGUGCAUCUUAAAGUAGUACUUUGAGGGUUUUUUUUAGUGUGGGUGUAUGAGGUAUUGACAGUGAUACCAUGUUCUGGAACCAGUCAGCAAAAGGCUCACCUAAUUAAAUGUACACGUGAAGAGGUCUAAGAUAUCUUCAGAACAUUUUAGCUUCUUCAAACUGAAGUUUGUGAACUGCUCACUUUCCCACACCAAAAUCCAUGAUGAAAAUCAGUGUUCUUAGCUUGUGACGACACAGGAGCUGCUAUUCUGCGUCUUUGGAUCAUUUUGUGUCACUUUGUUAAGUCUGAAUUAAGGAUUUCAAACACUGAAGUCACAAAACAAGACAUAUGAACUUACAAAUGGAGUCAGCAGUGGAUCAACAACUCCUCUGUGCCAUGAUGUAAAAUCGCUGAUUUUCUCUAUGGACUUUGGUUUGGAGAGCGAGAGGUUUCCAGUUGGAAAAUUCUGCCUGACAGCAAAGUAAAGCAGCAGACGUGUUCUUAAGAUGCUUUAGACUUAAACGGGUGUAGAUUUUUAGUAGCCUUUUUAUUCGAAGAGCACCGUGAACUCAGUACUUCAUACAACCACACUUAAAUACACCCAAAUUGUCCCUUAAAUGCUGAAAAUAAAACUAAAGUGGUGGAGGUACGUACCAAACUACAUGAGGGAGAAACUCUAAAGUGCUGCUUUGUUUUUAUCUUUCACGUGUCGUUGAAUUUUUGGGGGACAUUAUCAAGUCAGCCUCUCCGUCUUUUGUCACUUUGAACUGUUAAAGCGAACGUUUAUGAGAAUUAUCAGCCUUUAUGUGUGUGUCACAUACUUAAGAUCCUGCCUCUGCUCUCUUUGUCCGAUCUAAUGGUAACUUCAGUGCCAAUGGAAGAAAAUGCAGCAGAAGUAGAAGCACAUUUCUUCUUGGACACACCCAUGGACUCCUCUGCUCCUCCACAGAUCCAGAGGGAGGCGGCAGAGAGCACCCGAACAUUUCCCCCCCCUCUUACCCCACUCGCCUUUCUUUUACGGAGGAAAUAAUGUAAUCUGAUCUGAGCUUUUUUGCACAUUUGAAGAUUAUUUCUAUACGUUUUUUUGUGGUAGUUUGUGUGCCUUCUACAUGAUAAAACAAACAAACAAACAAAAAAAAAGGGUCAAUGUCCGGGAAGAUGCUAGUUUUACCACUAAGCUAAGCUCUCUGUGUUUUUUAGAUUCAGGAACUCUUUAGAUUGACCCGAGCUGUAACUGUUGCCUUUUUUUGUAUUAUUCUCUGAAUCUUUUGCUGAAAAAUAUGUGGUGUGUGUGUAUGUAUGAGUGUGUGUUUGUGUGUGUGUUAGGGCAAAAACAAUAUACAGUAUAUUUACUCUAUUAUUUUUCAGUUUGACGUAGCUCACUGAGACACGACUGUUUUCCCCCGUCAUUGAAUCAAAUCUUUUGCAUUCAAUCAUAUCAUAGGGCGAUAUAAAUUCCCACAGUCUUAAAAGCAGUGUUACCGUCCACUUAAUGUUCCACCUAGACCACUAGGGGGCAGCAUAAAAUGUCUUUUAGUCUCCUUUUGUCGUCCACCUGAUGAAUGUUAAUGCUGUGUUCAGUCGCCGUUUCUCCUCCGGUAAUUUACAACCUUCCGUCUCUUCUCAAAAUGCUUGACUUUCUUCUUCACCAGCGUCGAUAUAGAAAAUGGCCGCCCAGCAAAUGUAUUAUGUGAUGGGGGGGUGUCAAUGAGAGCCAUUAGUGAAGCAGUGAACCAAAACAAUGAGCCAGAAAAGCUGCAGUGUUGAUUCUCAGUAUUAUAAACAACCAGCUGACAUAAAAAAAAUUAAAUAUAAUGGAUUUUAGACAUGAUCAGUGUCUGUGGCAUGUGAUACUUUGUGGACAUUUCUCUGAAAUUGUCCAGAAAGUCUGUGUGUGAGAAAGAAAUGUUGUAUUUUGGAACAAAAUCUCAGCUACUGCAUUACUGAAUCUACUGCUAAAUCUCCAGUGUGUAAGAAUUAGUGACAUCUAAUGGUGGAACCGAGUAUUGCAACAAACAAGCCUUCAGCCCUCCUUUUACCUGUGCGUCAGCGAACUACGGUGGCCUUCACAUACCAGAAAAGAUGUGUGCGUUUUUAGUUUCUGCCUGAAAACCCAAGAUGCACACUGUGGCUGUUCUACGGCUGUGAAAGACAAAAAUAAUUUUGUAUUAUUUACAGCAGUUAUACACCUAAACAAACGUACUUGCUUAUAAAUCCUCCUAAUUGUUACACACUGGAACUUUAAUUUUCCUUCAGACCCCAUUUUCUGACAGUUCAUGUCUAAAAACAGCAAUAGUUAUAUAGCUAUAGGACUUGAACUAUCCCUAAUGACGUCACAGUGAUGUCAUUAAGAAUGUGGGCAGACGAUCAUUGUUUUUAUUCACUGCUUUACGUUCAUUUUUUUUUCAUCAAAUCACUUUUUUUUUGUUUCAUUUACAAAUCGUUUAUUUUGGGAAUUUCUCACUAAUAUUAAUCUAAACUUGAAUGAGCAUUUUUCUCUGUACGUGCAAUACAUUAUAGACAUAGACCUCAUGCAUAUCUUAUAUUUUUGACUUCAUUAAGCACCGGGUGAUGAGUGUUAUUAGAAUCAUGUCAAACUGCAGGUACAAACCCGCCUGUUACAAUCAUUCACUAACCAUUCACAGACUUUCCUUGCUGUCUAUUUUCGGGUCCGUCCUUGUGUGUUUGCAGGUUAGGGCGUUUACUGAGCCUCAGGGUGAGGAAAAGAUCUGCUCGCAACGUUUGUUGGCGGCGGCGGCCUCGCUGAAAGUGAGCCUUUGUCCUCGCGUCUCUCACCAUCUGUCGGUAGUGUGAUGCAACACGGAGCGACUGUCGGGUCCCUCAGGGUAUGAACUCACAAAAAAGGAAGCUCCUCGCUUAUCGCUGUGUAGCAAACACAAACCAUUUUUUGAUCCCUUAUCAGUACAGAGUCGCUUACAGUAAAGUCACCGCUGAGGUGUUUCCAGGGAGGCGAGCACACAUUUUGUUUUAAUCAUGGUUAAAUGUUUGGACACAAAGCAUAGACUGUAUGUAAGAAUGGAUGUAGUCUUCUGGGGGGGCAACUCGUUAGGGAAGUACAUGUAAAGAUGAGCUUACUCUUGAGGAUUUCCUCAAUCACUGGUUUCCGCUCUUCAACAGAACAUGAUGUCAGUUUUGUAAAUUAUGUUCCAAUGGAAAAUGGAUGAUAAAGAAUGACUUAAGAGAGAGUCGAUUGUGAUUGACGGCUGAUUCUUUUGCUGGACACUUUCUUUUUAUUUGCCUCCUGAAGACUAAGUCCAUUUUAAUAUUGCCUAUUCAAUGAUUGUUAUAUUGCCUAAAUCUACCCUGAUGACAAAUGUAGCGUAGAAUAGUCUGACUAUUAAUAUUUGACAUACGUUUUAUUUGUUUGUUUACAGCAGACAUUUUUGACCUGUCAUAGAAAAUGAAAAGCACAAGUGUUGUUUUUUUAUAUAUAUAUUACACAGCAUAGACGCUGCGUCACGUGUCACACAAUUAACAUGAAUGAUUAUGUCCGUUAAAGGUCCAGUGUGUUUUAUAAAGAAGAAAAGUAGUGGUGAGACUGCAGAUUCUGCUCACUACUCCCAAUUUCCCAAGUACUUUUGGGAACUACGGUGGCCUUCACAUACCAAAAAGGAUGUCUGUGUACCUCAUUUUGCUUAGGCUUAGAUUGAUUAAUACAUUUUACACACUGGACCUUUUAGACAAGAGUUUUACUCCAUCCGUGAAAAGUCAUGUGCCUGGUGCAGAUCCACAAAUUAGCCACAGCCAAUCAGAACUCUUUUCUAUCUUUCUGCUGUUUUUGUUUCCAGUGUUUAGUGUAAACGGAGGAUUUCAGUGAGUUGUCACUCCUGUGUUUUCCAAUCCACCUCAGUUAUUAGUUAGUUAGUUUUAAGUAGUUCGCACCAGCUCAGCUUCAAGUCCUGCCACUCAUUUUAGUUUCACUAAAUUUGUUUCCGGUGCAUGAAGUUGUGCCUCGAGUCAGUUUUAUGCAAAGUUCCCCUCUUCUCCUUAGCUUUCAUCUGGAAAAACAAAACUGCACUCAAGUUUCACUUUAUUCGGCUUAUGCGCAGCUUUUAACUGUAUUUUUCAGUCCUUUUUCUUUAGCGGAAUGGGUUUAUGCUCCCAUCUUUUGAGCGGUGGAAUGCGACGAGAUGUGGUUGAAAGCUCCAGAGUGACUCUUGAGUUCAGAUUUUCCAGAACAUUUGCACUUUUCCUCUCCAUCUUCGCUCUACAGUUCUCUAUUCAGGAACAACAACAAACGGACGUGGAUCAGUACACCGGUCGAGAUGCAACACAUUUAAAUAAGAAGCGUAGCUAGACGUCUCCGUGACGACACACAAGGGACUAAAAACCAUAUGUUUAUUAGAACUGGUUCUACAGUAAAAGCCAUAAAAAAAAAAGAAGGAAAUAUUUAUCUCACAGAAAUUAUCACUCAUUGUCACUGUAACAACUCUAUUUCCCAGAAGGCAUUGCAGUAAAUCUCAAAACAGUCUUUCCACAUUUUCUAUACCGUAAAGUGUAAAGUAUGUCUAAUUAAAAAAAAAAUAAAGAAUUAAAAAAAAAAUCGGUAUAUUUAGACAAAGAGAAAAAUUAAAGUCGUUAUAUGGAUGUUUCUUGAUGAUGAAUGACACACAAUUUAUUUUACCACUUGGUGUGUGUUCAUUUUAUAUGCUGGUUUCCUUUUAAAUCAUGUUUUUAAACUGUUGAAUAAAAUUCAAAGUAUUGUA